Suillus subaureus is the source of this 929-nucleotide messenger RNA. RefSeq lists its product as uncharacterized. The annotation marks the transcript as partial. Lineage: Eukaryota; Fungi; Basidiomycota; Agaricomycetes; Boletales; Suillaceae. The transcript has 5 exons. The record is from RefSeq and is a predicted model, not a curated record.
AGUAUCACAACCUCAUCUACAGUAGGCAGCGGGACUUCGUUGCACUGCACCCGUGAAAUUGACGCGGCACUGUCAUAAAUCUUAGGGUAUAGAUCAUGCAUCAUGUUCAAACAUCAUCUUAUGUCGCUCGACAUGAAUUCCAAACACUUUGUCGUUAAUGAUCAAACAUCUGAAUGUCCAUCUGCGUACAGGUCCUGGAGUACUUGUUGCAUUCACUUCUCACCAUAUUUACAGUACUUGUCCACCGCGUUCGUACUACUCGGUAAUGUAGGUUGAAGCAUUGUCUCAAGCCUCGACCCCACUUUGUCAAGUCCGAUGCAGCUUCUGUAUUCAAGCCCCAACCAUGUCAUGUCAGGUCUCAUUCAGGCUGGGUCAAACACCACUCGCACCACGACAAGUUCUCCCCGACAUCCUCGUAACUUCUGUACUAAUGUCAACCUCCACACUUUCCUAUGCCGCGUCAAACCCCACCCCGGCGCACGCACGCACGCACUUUUCAACUGUUAGUGUAACUCAUGUACAUUGUCAACCUGUCAUAAUAAUUGAUUUUAUAACAGUGUCUCCUUUCAUUCCCCUACUGCGACCGCCCAGCCCCUCUGUUAAAGUGGCGAAGCAGGUCGGGGUUGGUGGAAUGAUCUCUGGCCAAGUCUUCGGAGAUCAUGACAAGGUCGAAGGCAAAGUUACCCUACAUCCCAACUGCUCACAAAACGGUCCGCUGAACAUAUCUAUCGAAGGCGUGUUCGAGUAUGUCUCUGUAAAGGAGGGCCUAGAUGAUGAAUCUGCCCAAGGACCUAAAACUUCGAGAUACAAGCACAUAUUCUUGUCGUCCUCUGCUGUUAUUCCUGUUUCACUUCUCCUUGACCCGCUUUCUGUUGUUUGCGACAUGUUUAGGUGUGGGAGCCCUCAGACAUGUCGGAGACCAACGGGAU